AUGGCGCGGAAAAGCAGAAUUCCGGAGCUUCCUCAGUUUUUUCUCAUGACGUUCGUCGUUGUCGUACAUUUAGUUGCGUGCCCAUUUACCAAAGUUGAAGAGAGUUUUAAUUUACAAGCAAUUCAUGACAUCCUGUAUCAUAGACUUGACUUUGACAAGUAUGACCAUCACCUGUUCACUGGCGUGGUGCCCCGCACAUUCAUCGGCCCGUUGUUUAUAUCCGCGCUUAGCGCACCAGUGGCUGCUUCACUGUCUUUCUUUGAAGCGUCGAAGUUUUGUUCUCAGAUAACAGUGAGAGGUGUCCUGGGAGUGUGCCUGUGUCUCACUCUGUGGCACAUGCAAAAAGAGGUACGGAGACAGUUUGGGUCUUUGGUCGCUGUCGUUUUUUGCCUCAUCUGUACAUCACAAUUCCACCUAAUGUUUUACAGUACAAGGACUCUCCCUAAUGUGUUUGCUCUGCCUAUAGUUCUGCUGGCAUUCACAUCCUGGCUGGCCCAACGGCAGGGCACGUUCAUCUCUCUCUCUGCAUUCGUCAUCAUUGUGUUCCGCUCUGAACUGUGCCUUCUGUUUGGACCCAUGUUGCUGAUGUCACUUAAAUCCAGGAAACUGAGUAUUGCAAAAUUGCUUUAUUAUGCUGUACCUGCAGGGAUUUUGUCACUGGGUCUCACUGUUGCAGUGGACUCUGUGCUCUGGAGAAAGCUGCUGUGGCCUGAAGGCCAGGUCCUCUGGUACAACACCAUCUUGAAUAAAAGCUCCAACUGGGGAACCUCUCCCUUUCUCUGGUACCUCUACUCUGCUGUCCCACGUGCCCUCGGUGCCACUGUCAUCUUUGUCCCAUUCGGGCUUCAGGACAGGCGUAUGCGGCUGCUUCUGCUGCCUGUGCUGGGCUUCAUCCUACUCUACUCCUUCCUUCCACACAAGGAACUCCGCUUCAUCAUCUAUACCUUCCCCAUCUUCAACCUGGUGGCAGCUCGGGGCUGUUCUUUCAUUUUAAACAACUAUCAGAAAUCAUGGAUGUAUAAAAUUGGGUCUCUUGCUGUAGUGGGACAUUUGGUGGCAAAUGGUGUGUAUUCAGGGCUCUCGUUAUAUGUUUCACAUCACAACUACCCAGGAGGCAAAGCCUUACGGGAACUACACAGAUUAGUGCCAGCCACUUCAGAUGUGUCCCUGCACAUAGAUGUACUUGCUGCACAGACAGGAGUCUCACGCUUUUUGGAAUUGAAUAGUAAAUGGAGAUAUGACAAGAGAGAAGAUCUGGCACCUGGUGCUUUACUUAUGAAGGAGUACUCACAUAUACUGAUGGAGGCAAACACAACCCAGAUAUCACUACUAAGUGACUCUCACCAACCUUUGAUCUUUAUUCAGGGAUACGAAAGCCUGGUACUCGAUGUGUCCCAGUUUCCACCACUCGGUAUUAAAUUGAGCAAUAAGCUGGUGAUAUUACAGAGACUGCGACAUCUUAAGCCCAGCUGAUGGACUAAUGAUUUCAAAUGCAUUGCAAAAAAAACCCAAAAAACAAACUGCUGUUGAACCAAUAUGGUUGUUUUGUGUAGAUGGAUAAAGGGUUCUGAAAGUUAUGGAAGUGUUUUUUUUUUUUUUUUAAAUGGACGCAAAGUAGAAAUGUGCGGCUGAAUCAACAUGGCAUUUUGUCUUGGAAGUGCAGUGCCAUGCUGCACAUAUUCUCGACUCUCAAGAAAAACUGGUUUGUGGGCCAUGUCUGCUUGCCUUUUGAGGCACCUGGGGUUGUGUAACGGCUUGGUCAUCUGCUCACCACUUCCUUUUAAAGUAAAAAUGUGCUAUUGGUGUAGAACAGAAUGCUUCCUGUGUAAGGAUGUAAAUACCUAGCACAGUGAUUUUGUAAAAUUAAUUUAAAUUUUAGCACUAAUCAGUGGUUCUGUUUUUUUUUUUUUUUUUGGAAAAAUGCUUCUUUUGCACUGUGGCAAAAUGGACCUGAGCAUUUAUUGCAGUGUUGCCUACAGUUUAAACAUAUAAAUGCAAAAGCUACAGCAGAAACAUGAUUUUGCACAUCAAAAUGCUGAGUCCCUUACAUAUCUGCCAGUUCAUCAUGAGUAUUACGCCACUAUACUGAAAACAUGUAAAAAUAUAGUAUUAGAAUCAGUUAACAAGGGUAAAUCUUUUAUUAAGAAAUAACCACAAAAGUUGUAUGGUUCCAGUUUGAAUGCUUACUCUUUAGCAAAUGAUUGGAAAUUAUUAUUUAUAAAAUGUACAUUAACAUUGACCCAUAAUUUAAUCCCCCAGAAAAAGACUUGUGCUUCAGAUAUUCAUUUUCAAACAGAUUGUUCACCCUGAAGUUACAGCACUAUGUUAUAUAAUGUUAAGAAAUUUUAACAAGUUCAAAACAAAGCUACUUCUAAUGGACAGUACCGUAAGCCACAAUAUCACAAUGUAAGGAUUAAAUUAAACAUUAAAACAUUUCAGUCACAGCAUUUCUUUUUGGGCCAUGUGUAUGUAAAAACAAAUAAACAAAAACAGUAUUCAG
Electrophorus electricus (electric eel) is the source of this 2500-nucleotide messenger RNA. Lineage: Eukaryota; Metazoa; Chordata; Actinopteri; Gymnotiformes; Gymnotidae. The record is from RefSeq and is a predicted model, not a curated record.